Seminavis robusta is the source of this 4560-nucleotide messenger RNA. The record is from the annotation of a GenBank genome assembly. NCBI's taxonomy places the organism in Eukaryota, Bacillariophyta, Bacillariophyceae, Naviculales, Naviculaceae.
AUGCUACUACAGCGCACCCGAUCCUCGGCGCAUAUCUUGGGCGGCGGGUCGAUGCCCAGCAGACGGGUCGCCGUGGACGAUGACAGCGGCGGGAGCAGCAACCACACGGCGACUGGCAUCCACCGCAAACGCAGCAUUCGGCACACGGUCCAACGAACAUCGUCGGGGUUUGUGGGCGCCAUUCGGACGGCCUUUUGGAGAAAACCUCCGGUCGAGCCCAGCACGAGCCUCAAUAUUUUUUGCAGUGAUGUGAUUGUCAGUACCGAACAUACACUGGCCCGCAUGCAAAAGGUCCAAACGACGCCGACAAUUGUGCAAUUGGAAUUGGAAGACUUGUUGGAACGGGAAGACCAGACCAUGUUUUUGCACGCUCGCGACGUACUGAUUGCCGAUCCCAAACACAAUGUGCGACCGUGGAGCUACGUGCGCUUUGUGGAUCACGUGCAUUCAUCCGAACGGUUGGAUCGGUAUUUGGGAUUGCAACGGGAUUUGUGGCGAUUGAUCCAUUUGGAUGCCUACGAACGACACAUUACCAUUCAAUUUCAGUGUAUUUUGGAAAUUCAACGGGGAAUUCCGUACAGUCAACUCAUCAGUCAACUCGAAAUGAUCAUGGACAGUGAUGCUGCCGUGGAAGAAGGGAAACAAUUGCACGGGGUCGAAUUCGACGGGGCGCUAUUUGGAUUCGUACCAUGGGAUGUUCCACGGGAAAUUUUUAGUCUUUGUCGCAAUGGCUAUUUGAGGGAAUCCAUCAUGCUCCGAAUCAUGUACCAUGGGGCUUCAGGGAAUCAAGCCACGACCACUACUACUAGUACGGGCACUCCUACGAAUACUAGUAGUGCAGGCAGUGUGAGUGACAAGGGAAGGGACGACAACAACAACAACACUACAGACGAAGCAACCUCCGAGACGUUCGUCACAUUGACCAAGAAUAAGCAGCGCUCCAUCCGCGUCUUGCAAGCAUGUAUUGUGCGACUCCAGGGAAUGGCCGAAGAGGACGGGGACGACGAAUUUACGGCAAGCCCGACGGAGACGCCGGAAGAAAUUUUGGAGCCGGAUAUAGACGAGGGAAAAGGGGACGACGACGAUGACGAUGACGCGAGCAUCAUUUCCGAUUCCGACGACGAAGAGUUUGCUGGCACCCACAACAACAACAACAACAAUACGCCACAGCCGCCUCGAAAAGUCGAACGAUCUCGUUCCACGGGGCACGUGUCGAAAACUCCAAGCAGAAAGUCCGAUGUCCGGUGGCAAGUGGCCGCCAAACCGGCCAUUCAGGGAUACACAUCGCGUCAAAAGCUCAACGCCAUGCGACAGGGAAUGCGGCGCAUGAUUCAUCAACGCGAUUCACACAAUCAAGGCAAUAACGAAGAUUCGUUGGGCCGGCACAGCAGCCACGACAUGGGAAGACGUAGUCGUCGCGACAGUUUCCUCAUGGACAACAGCAACAACUCAGCACCCCAAGCAAGGAUUUCUGCACCGGCACAUUUGAUGCGCACCAGAUCCACUCCGAGACGGUCCAGCUCGGCCAGUACAGCGCUUGGAGCAUCCCUCAUGCAGACCGAUUGGGAACGGGAACUCAUGGGGGAGCUAGACGAUGACAGUUUUCGUUCUUGUGUCAGUAUGGGCGGCGGAAGUCGUCCUUCCCUGGGUGGGUCCUCUGGUCGUUCCAUGAUGAAUGGUUCCAGUCGUUCCAUGAUGGACGGAUCCAUGCCCCGCACGAGGGUUUCCGCGCCCUCACCCUUGCAGCGAUACAGCAGUAUGGGCGGCAGUCGUCCUUCCUUGGGCGGGUCCGGUCGUUCCACGAUGGAUGGGUCCAUGCAGCGAAGCAACAACAACACAACACAUUCCUUUUCUCCUCCCAGGGUCAGACGCUGCAGCUCGGCCAGUACGGCCGUUCGAGCAGCUUCGUCCAUGAUACAGAGUCCUGAUUGGGAACACGACUUGGACCGAAAUAGCGCACACAGCAUGGGCAACAGCAGUCACGGAUCCAGGGCUGCACCCGCACACAUUGUGCGCAGACCACCUAAAUUCCCGCCUCCGCUCCGCAAGGGAGCGCGCUGCAGCUCUACGGGGACUUUGGAUGAUCAUCAACCAGCCGGCAAAGAAGAGUUGGACGGCAGCAGCCGCCACAUGAGUCGAAGUUAUAGUGCCACCCGAACGAGGCUCUCCGGUCCCACAAAUGCAAUGCGCAAACCACCUACAUUACCGGCACUCUCUCCUCUACCCCAUCGGAGUAGAAUCAGACGAACUACUUCGGCAGGCUCUUUUCGGGCGGCAGCACCCUCUACGAGCGAUUUUGAACAGGAAGUACUAAGCUUGUUGGCAGAAAAAGAAAACAAUUAUGCGAAUGAUCGGGCAAAGAUGGAGUCCUCCAAAGCUGUCUUCUCCAGUGCUCCAGACGCAUCUUCCGUUCCACCGCGCAGAGUGCAACGGAGAGGUAGUAGAUCCAGAAGCCCCAAGCGCAGCCCCAAUCCACCACGCCAAGUGCAACGAAGCUCAUCGAUUGGCAAUAAUAAUAGUGCCAGAAGCCCUAAACGCAACCCCAAUCCACCUCGCCAAGUGCAACGGAGCUCAUCGAUGGGUCAUGGUCUUAAAAGCCCUGCAGCACGCAAAAAAAUACAACGAAGUUCAUCCAUGGGCGCAGGUCUCAAAAGAGGUGCUAUCUCGUCUACUAGCUCCGACGUCAAUUCUUCCUCUCAAAGGGGUUCACAGAAGAAAUCCGAGACACCAGCAAACGUGCCUGUCAAGCGAUCUUUGCGACGAGCUAACUCUAUGGGUCACCCGUCGGCUAGUCCGUCCAAGCCAAAGCGACGCGGUAGCUUCUCCGAAUCAAAACCAUCACACACUACGCCCAUCUCCCGCAAUCUUACCCCACAGAGAAUUAACCGACGAAUGAGAAAAUCCAAAAGCGUAGAUGAAUCCUUCUCGAGUCGAUUUGGAAAUGCCUUGGCGAAACGAGAGUCCCUGGCUAUUACUCCAGUGUCCAGGACACAGUCCCCGAAACGAAGCAUUGUCGGCGGGAGACCAAAGCUGCGACGAUCGAGCACCAUGGGAGAUGAGUGCGUUGCAAAAUUGACAAUGCUGUGCGAUGAUGGACAACCAAGACCUUCACGAUCUAGCACCAAGGUUGAUUCUUCCAACAUGCCACAAACUGAAAUGGUAGAGUUCUUGGAUAAUGUGAUCACAGGCCUCAAAUACGAUUCGCCCGAGAUUGAACCAGAUUUUGGGGCGAGUGAAAGCAGCUUUCAGCUUGUAGAUUGGAUUGACCUGGAAAAUCGCAUCAAACCCAAAACGCCUCCAAAGGUGUCUGACGCCGACGAAGACAGUUGUGAGGAUGCGGAUGAAGAAAGCUUGAGCACCCAACUCAAUGCUGAUGUAAAGCCGAAUGCUGAUGCGGAUCCUUCAGCGGCCGUGUGGGGCACAGCUUCGACGUCGUCUCUGCUUGACGAUGAUGAUGAUGACGACGACGACGGGUUUACGAACCCGACGACGGAAUGCCUUCUCGAUUGGGCCAUGCAGCAAGAAGAGGACUCUUCCUGUGACACAGAUUCCCGGCCCUCUGUAGGAUCCUGUGAUUGGAACGCAAUUGAUUCUGACUCCUCCGAAAGCGAAUGUUCGUUUUCACUGGAAGAACCACUUCCCGAAUCAUCUGUGCCUUCUGCACCACGCAGAGAUUUGCACCGCGCGAAAUCGUUAUCACGCCUGGACAGAAGGCGUCCGGAGGACAUGCAAGAGAGGCGGGAAGUGAGGAGAACCAGAAGCUCGAACUUGCGCGGGCUUACAGCCAGAAGUGCAUCCUAUAAUUGGAGUAGGCACAAUUCCGACCCUUCCGACCUUGAGCAAUCCUUUGUACAAGAAGACCCAGUUCCUGAUUUGAAACCAGCUCCUCCUGAAACGCCAGAGGUAGCAACAUCAUUGGAUCCUGCUUUGAAACCAUCUCCUCAUGAAAUGCCAGAAGAAACCGGCACAUUGUCAGGCAUGGAUAAAAGGCUUCAAGAAGAGUAUAUGGAACAAAGGAGGCAACAAAUGAAGAGGACCAAGAAGGUUGGCAAGUCAUGCUCAGACUUUUUCAAGAAGCCAGCUAGCAAGGCGUUGUACGAUUGGAGCUUGCACAAGCCAGAUUCUUUGGACGAUGAGAAUAAUGUUUACUCUUCCGACAGUGAACAGUCUUUUGCUCAAGAAGACACUGUUCCUGAUUCAGAGCCAGCUCCACCUGAAAGGCCAUCUAUGGCCCGGACGAAAUCAAUGCCAGGCGUGGAUCGAAGAUUUGAAUUGGGUAUGGACGACAGGAGGCAACAGAUGAAGAGCACCAAGAAGGUAGGCAAGUCAUGUUCAAACUUGCUGGCGAUGGAAGGAGGAAAGUCGAGGCGACGACGAAGACAGGAUAGAAAUGCCGAAACCUUGCCCUUGCCCAUGACGGGGCCCCUAAAUCCAGAGAACUUUUGCAGAAGGUCCUUCACCACCACCGCAGUGCCAGAUUAUGACUGGGUAACCCGCCGUCAAAGCUUCAACUGGGCAGUCUAUGCAUCGGAAUCGGAUGCUGUGCAACUGGAGACCUAG